GGCAUUGCAUUCUAACACCCUGGAAGCCUGGGAGAGGGAUGACUAGGGAAGUGGAAUGAUGUUGAGCCCUACUUUUAUUCUGUGGGAUGUGGGGUACCCAUUGUGUACUUACGGAUCUAUCUUCAUUAUUGCAUUGAUUAUUUGGCAUGUGAAAAGGAGCUAUCGAGAAUUAAGGUUGGGACCUAACAGUAGCUGUUACAAGUGUUAUCGAAGAGUCAAACAAAGAUCUAGAGAUAGAACAUCAAGAGUUAAGAGAACGUCCAAGGAAGAAGCUGAGAAGCUGCAGAAGCUGCUGUCUGUCAUGAAAAGCCAGGGCUGGCUUCCUCAGGAAGGAAGUGUGCGGAGGCUCCUGUGCUCAGAUCCUUCGUGCCCAAUCUGCAACGCUAUGGCUCUGGAAAUUCAGCAGCUGCUGGGGGGUGAGAACAAACAGACCUCUCCUGUUCCACUGAGACCAUCCCAGAGCUUUCCUUGCCUGGAAGCAUUGUCUUCAUCCAAAGGGUUGUCUGACAAGAGUCCAGAGCUCUGUUCCCAACACUCCAGAGACAUUUCACUGGCCUCCAGCCUCACACCGUCACAGUCAACAGAUCAGAAAUCUUCAACUCAAUCAGCUGCCCCAUCAACUGGUGAUGCCAACAUCCAGUAUUACUGUCCUGAUCAUGAGCAAAAACAGGGACCUCAGGGGUCAAAUGUGUCCCCGGAUGCCGGCACGCUGUCUUCGUCAAGUGAGGAAGAACUCGGGGUUCCUGCAAACCAGCAAAAGAAGAAGAAAAGCAAGAAACUUGUCUUGAAGAACGAAGAACCUCCAGAAGCUGAAGCGGAAAAUAAGAUGACGUUCUUUUCACACUGGGUUAACCCUGAAGUUAAAUGUGAAAGGCUGGAAGAACCCAUUGUCCUGUCUAAGUCUGAAGUAGAGGCCAAACCCAAGACUGAAGAGCCUAAGAAAAGCCAAACUCCUAUCAGAGACCACAAGGAAAGAGCCAAUAAGGAGCAGACUAUGAAAGACCGGAAGGCCAAGCCUCUCUCUGCCAAGAAGACCAACUGACUUGCCUCCAUUCCAACAGUGCCUACACAGCUCCAGCAAUACCUGCCUCGGCCCAACCAACCCUGGGCCCCACAGCUACUCCCACAAAUGCUUCAAAAAUUGUUCACAAUUGAUUUGUAUUAAUCAAUGUCAGAUUUCCUCUCACCUCAGCAGAAGGCACUGGUUAGCACAGAGAGGAUAACCAUUUCAAGCCAAAAAGAGUUUGUAGGUUCCCAAAGCUCUACACCUUCCCUAAAAAGGCUGUCAACAGUCAUUUCCGUGCAAGUGAAGCAUGGCAUUCUCCAAAUAUACUCUGUACCCAUAA
This is a messenger RNA of Mesocricetus auratus (golden hamster), 1346 nucleotides long. RefSeq names its product family with sequence similarity 205 member C (gene Spata31f3). Lineage: Eukaryota; Metazoa; Chordata; Mammalia; Rodentia; Cricetidae. The transcript is spliced from 5 exons. The coding region runs from base 56 to 1042 and encodes 328 amino acids. The record is from RefSeq and is a predicted model, not a curated record.